ACUCACCUACCUAAAAGAAAAAAAUCUCGACAUUAUCGACUCUCGAUACCCACCGGCGAGUAUCUCUCUCUCUCAAACGAUAUCGACUCCGGUAGCUUCUCCCACCGGCGAGGAUCGACGACUCCGGCAGCUUCUCCCACCGGCGACGACUCUGAGAGGAGACACACGGUUUGAAGGUCGUGAGCUUUUGAGGUUCACCCGAGAACAACUGCUUCAGCUUAGAGAGGCGAUCCAAGUCUCUUAUGAAAUCCUGAAGCUUAGUCAGGAGAUUGCAUCUGAUCUUUUUGGCGAAGAGCAGAGCUGGAGCCAUUGAGAAAGUAAGCUAUGGAAACAGAAUUUCCUAAACGCCUGUUUAGAGAUGGAUUUGAGCCACAAGUGAAGAAGAUUAACAAUUCCUGUCGAAUUUCUAUCUUGGGCAAAGUCAAACAAGCAUUACCUAAAGAGUAUGAGAAGGUGAAGAAUGAUCCAGUCUUUUCACAUGUCUUUGCACUCUACGAGAAUGGUUUAGGGUAUUCAGGACGUUUGAUACACAGCAUGAUGUCUAGGCAAUUGGUUACAAAGAAAAAAAGAGAGAUAUGGUUUGUGUUUGGAGGGAAGCCACUCAGAUUUUCAAUGCAAGAGUUUCAUGCUGUGACUGGGCUCAAAUGCACUGCCGAUUCUAGUUGUGAUUUAGAGAAUUGGAAAGAUGAUGGUGGGUUUUGGAGCAAAUUGAUGAAGAGAAAAGCUGGGUUGGUUAUGGCUAAGGAUGAGAAAAAGUAUAUUCCACUCAAAUACAUCCAGAUGGUAAUGGAUCUUGAUAAGGUGAGGACUUAUCCUUGGGGUCUUAAAGCUUUUAAAAGUCUUGCUAAGUCUAUCAUAGAAAAAAGAGAAGAUUUGAAGAAGAUCAAUAGCUAUGCAUUAGAUGGUUUCUCAUAUGCAUUUCAAAUAUGGGUGAUGGAGGCAAUUCCAGACAUUGGAAAGUUGUUGGGAGAAAAGAUUAUCACUGAGUUUAGAGAAGCUCCUCGAUGUUCUAACUGGAAAGGCGCAGCCAAAGUAUCAUAUGAUGAUAUCAUCCAACUAGAAAGUACAUUUGGACCGAAGGAUAUUGUUUAUCCAUACAUAUCUAUUACUGGCGAUUUCGACGUUGUUGACUCCAUUGAGUUUUUAUGGCGUGACGAAACAAGCGAUGGUGAAGUCGAUAAUUUGAAAGAUAAGAUCAGUUCUGGAAAUGAUUUUGGAGACCAUAUUUGGGGAACUGUACAAGUUGAUGAUGUGGAGGGUGAACAUAUUCAAUUAAAAGAUGAUGUUGGCAGUGAGGUGUGUGAAGAAAAUCAAGGGUCUAGUGCAACAAAGAGUGGUGAGAGUAUGCAAGCUGCUAAUGAUGAAGAAUCAGGUUGCAAGAGGAAGAGACAACCUGAUCAUGGUGCAGAGAGGAGGAAAAAGAAACUGCUCUAUGAGCGAGCAGCAACAACACAUCGAGCUGCAACAGAUGAACAAAUGAAGUCCUUUAUUAGUGUGUUUGAGACUUGUUUCAAGAGUUUUGAGAAGAAGGUUGACAGCCGAUUGGAAAAAAUAGAAAAGGAUGUCUCACUCUUGAAGGAUACUUUAACUUCAGCUGGAAUUACAAUAAGCACUCAAGCCAUGGUUGAUCAACCAUCCUUUCCAGCAGAAAAGAAGAGUAAAUCUGUGAAAUCAGUAGGGCACCUAUCUCAAAAAGCAGAUGUACUUGGGUUUGAUCCUACACAAAAUGUAUUGUGCAAAGAUGACAUACGGAGAUUGAAUACUACAAACGCGGGCGAAUUUGACAUGGAUUCUGUUUUGGUGUUCGUUUCUGAUGAUCGAUUCAAUGCUUUUGCAGAGUGGCAUAGAACAAGGGGAAUGAUUCAGUUGGGUCCAAGUUUAAUUAACGAGGAAUUACUAAAGCGAGUCAUGACAAGCAACGUUUGGCUUCAUAAUCCGGAAAUGGAUGCUAUGAUGUAUAUAUUUCGGGAGAAUACAUCUUUAGGCCGACUGAAGUCAAAUCGUGUUGGCUUCAUGAAUUGUUUGUUUAGCAUGCAAAUCAAAAACGAAUAUUUGAAGUUUAGAGAAGGUAAAAAAGGCCACAAGUGGGAUUCUAUGAUCUUGGGUUAUGCAAACGGUGACUUGCCUUCUCAUGGAAAGACGGGGAAGAAAUGGGCAUUAGACUUCGACAGAGUUUACGCUCCUGUGAACAUCAGUAAUAAGCAUUGGAUAUCUGUGUGCAUUAAUUUUGCCCUAAGAACUGUUGAAGUAUUUGAUUGUUCUGGUAUGACCCACAGAAGUCAUGUGGAUCCAUUUGCAAUCCUCAUCCCUCGACUUGUGAAGGAAGUUCAGACCAAGAGAUAUGGUAAAUAUCUUCAUUUGUCUCCAUAUUCUAUUAUUUUUGCUUCAGUGCCACAAAAUCUUAAUAAGUCAUGCUGUGAUUGCGGAGUGUAUGCACUUAAAUACAUAGAGUGUCAUAUGCAUAAUCUGGAUUUGAGUUUGAUAAACGAUGACAACAUUAAAGAAGCUCGUACGAAGAUUGCAGUUGACUUGUGGGAAGCAGCAUCUGAUCAUGUGUUCAUUGAGCGAAUGAAGAAGUAUGAGCCUCCACCUUCAUCGCCUCAUAUUGUAGAAUUAUGA
This is a messenger RNA of Camelina sativa (false flax), 2619 nucleotides long. NCBI's taxonomy places the organism in Eukaryota, Viridiplantae, Streptophyta, Magnoliopsida, Brassicales, Brassicaceae. The record is from RefSeq and is a predicted model, not a curated record.